This is a messenger RNA of Metarhizium album ARSEF 1941, 771 nucleotides long. RefSeq names its product ubiquitin-conjugating enzyme E2 4. Bases 1 to 771 code for a protein of 256 amino acids. The record is from RefSeq and is a predicted model, not a curated record. The transcript has 2 exons. Lineage: Eukaryota; Fungi; Ascomycota; Sordariomycetes; Hypocreales; Clavicipitaceae.
AUGCGCACCCAAAACUCGACUUCGCCAGAAAUCCGUACUCGCAGCCGUGUGCACCAGCGACCACCACCCGUCCGCACCCGAACCCGAACCCGAGACGCUCGAUUCCAAAACCAAAGCCAAAGCCAGAGCCAGAGCCAGAGCCAGAGCCAGAGCCAAAGCCAGAGCCGCAGCCAGACGACGACACGCCCAGCAAUGCCGCGCCCCUACUCGCCCGGCGGCACCGGCACCGGCUCCGGCACCGGCACCGCCAAAACCGCAACCAAGCGCCUCCUCAAGGAGCUCGACACCUGGCGCAAAGAGCAGCGCGGCGACAAGGGCACCGGCAUCGAGCGCCUCGGCCCCCUCAGCGACGAGAACCUGCUCGAGUGGGAGGCCGUCAUCAACGGCCGCGGCGUGGGCGGCGGCUACGACGGUGAAUCCCCAGCUCUCCCCCCCAUCCGCCCUCCCGGCCGCUGGCUCGUGUGCAUCUCCGUGCCGCCGACGUACCCGCUGCAGGCGCCGAGGAUGCGCUUCGCCACGCCCGUCGUGCACCCCAACGUCGCGCUGCACACGGGCGAGAUAUGCCUCGACCUGCUGGGGGACGCGUGGACGCCCGCGUACAGCCUGCUCGAGUGCGUGCGCGCCGUGCGCAUGCUGCUGGGCUGCCCGGAGACGGACAGCCCGCUCAACGUGGACGUCGCCGCGCUGCUGAGGGGCGGCGAUGUCGUCGGCGCCAGGAGGCUGGUCGAGUCUUGGUGCGCCGACGAGGGCGGCAGGUACGACGGGCCUUGA